Molecule: messenger RNA, 990 nt
Organism: Lobosporangium transversale
Lineage: Eukaryota; Fungi; Mortierellomycota; Mortierellomycetes; Mortierellales; Mortierellaceae
Product: electron transfer flavo protein, beta-subunit
Exons: 3
Coding region: 104-868 (254 amino acids)
Cellular component (GO): cytosol
Molecular function (GO): electron transfer activity
Source: RefSeq, a predicted model, not a curated record
CUUUCUUUCAUUUCUCGUAUUCGCUCUCUUUCUCUCCUCUCCCUUCUCCUCUUCUCUUUCUUUCUUUUUUUUUUUCUUCUUUCGUUCAUUGGUCUCAUCCAUCAUGUCAUCCAAUCUCCGCAUCCUUGUUGCUUGCAAACGUGUUGUUGACUAUGCAGUCAAGAUCCGCGUCAACGCUGCAGGCACGGCUGUCGAGACUGCUAAUGUGAAGCAUUCAAUGAAUCCCUUUGAUGAGAUCGGCACUGAGCAGGCCAUUCAGAUCAAGGAGAAAUCUGGGGGUAAGGUUGAGGUCAUUGCUGUCUCCUGUGGAUCUGAUAAAUCUCAAGAGACCCUCAGGACAGCAUUGGCUAUGGGUGCUGACAGAGCCAUCUUUGUCGAAAGUGCUGAGGAAUUGCAACCUCUAGCUGUCGCCAAGUUGUUGAAGGCUGUCGUCGAGAAGGAGAAACCCGACAUGGUCAUUCUGGGCAAGCAGGCUAUCGAUGAUGAUUCUAAUCAAACUGGACAGAUGCUUGCUGGUCUCUUGAACUGGCCUCAGGCCACCUUUGCUUCCAAGGUUGAGCUCGCUGAAAAGGCUAUGACUGUCACACGUGAGGUUGAUGGAGGCGUUGAGACGAUCAAGACUCCUCUUCCUGCCAUUCUCACCACUGAUCUUCGACUUAAUGUUCCUAGAUACGCUUCGCUUCCCAAUAUCAUGAAGGCCAAGAAGAAACCUCUUACCAAGCUUACUAUUGCUGAUUUGGCCGUCGAUGUGAAGCCUCGUCUCGAGACUUUGAAGGUUACUGAGCCACCAAAGAGACAAGGCGGAAAGCUUGUUGAGAGCGUCGAUGAUUUGGUUGAUAAGCUUAAGAAUGAGGCCAAGGUUCUUUAAAAGAAAAUAAAAUAAGAUAAAAAAGAGGAAAAAAAUAAAAUAAAAUAAAAACAAAAACAAAAUAGAAAGAACCAAAAUAAACAAGUUAUUAAAAGAACCUUUUUAGCUUUGCACGCUCAUUC